Messenger RNA from Diceros bicornis minor, 4060 nucleotides. Its product is annotated as KIAA0040 ortholog. Bases 634 to 930 code for a protein of 98 amino acids. NCBI's taxonomy places the organism in Eukaryota, Metazoa, Chordata, Mammalia, Perissodactyla, Rhinocerotidae. The transcript has 3 exons. The record is from RefSeq and is a predicted model, not a curated record.
AGGGCGCGUCUGGGGCGUGUGCGCCCGACUCCAGGGGCACCCGUGAUCUGUGGGUCCCGCGUGCAAAGCCUGGGCCGAGCCCGGGGCGCAGGAGAGAGAGCGAGUCCGAUUCAGGAAGUCGAGUCUCUGACAUCAGGGCAGGACGGAGUCGGAGUGAAACCUCAAAAAUGCGAGGCGUGGGCCAACCAGAGGGCAGGGAACACAGAGGGCGCCCUUCUCCCGACGAGCGGCAGGUACGUGCGGCGCGGGGCGGCCCCCGCUGACCGCUCCCCUCCGGACCUAGCUCCGCGUGGGGCGCGCAGGGUCUUCGGGAAGGAAACCUGGACCUUGCCCCUGGUCCCCGAUCGCUGUCAGACGGGCAGCCCCGGUGGAUCCCUGGCUUCCGCGCCUGCAGGAAGCCCGCCCGUGGACUGAAAGAUUUUCCCCCAUUUUGGAGAUGAAGAAACUGAGGACCAGAGCAACCGAAUGACCUUCCCAAGUAUAUGCUGAGGAAGUCACAGGUGCUAUCAGUGGCAGGCCCAAACCCUAAGCUGGAAGAGGAAUAAAUUACAAGUGGGCAAGACUGCAUCCUCUUGAGUCCAGAACUUGCUAGUGAGCUGAGAGGGUCCUCUGGCCCCAGUCUAGCCAAGCACGAUGGAGAAAAUCACCUCUUUCUUUAGUGCCAUCUGGGAGAUCAUCUCAAGCAAACACCAACAGGGCCUCUUCAACACCAUCUGCCUGGGCGUCCUCCUGGGGCUGCCACUCCUGGUGGCCAUCACACUCCUCUUUAUCUGCUGCCAUUGCUGCUGGAGCCGGGCAGGCAAGAGUGGCCGACAGCCGGAGCGAAACAAGGGGAAGAAGAAGAAGAAGAAGAAGGCUGAAGAAGAUCUCUGGAUCUCUGCUCAGCCCAAGCUUCUCCAGAUGGAGAAGAGGCCAUCACUGCCUGUCUAGUUAGGCAGGAAGCAGAGAUGUCCUCCUUCAGGGGUUAAGCUGCCUUCCAGCUACACACGGGGUGGGGAGCAGCACCCCCUGAAGUGAUGCACUCACGUCCACAGAGGAACUACUCAACCAAGGGACAAACUUCAGACUGAGUGUCCCCAUGGAGGGCACUCCUGGGGAGCACAUGGACAGUUCUUGGGCACUGUCUUGGCAGCUAUGUGUCCAAUAGCAAUACUCUUGACUACAGACUCAGGCAUGCCUUACACCCAUCUCUGGCAUACUCCGUAUGCAAAAGCACAAGGAACAUUUAUCCCUGCAUCUUGACAUGUCUCCCAAAUGCACACCAUGCCCAUCACACACACACGCACAAAUUCAGACAACAGGUACCUGGGAAAGUAUAUUCUGUUCAUAAAAUGGUCAUCAAAUGUCUGCUUUGUGCAAGGCCCUGAGCAAGGCAGUACAUUAUCUGCUCUUGCAAACAUCUCACAGGAAGGCCUGGCCAGAUUCGAGCACACAGGCACAAUUAUAUAACCAGGCAAGGUGCCUAUGCACUGUCUAUUCCAUACACCACUCAGGUUAGAGAGGUGCGCUUUCCUAUUACUAUCCCUACAUGACCUUUUAGUGGAAAUCUUCAUAUUUGGACACUCCAGCAACCUGGUACAGUCCCCAUCCCAGUAUUUUGAUAUAGACACACCAAGUUCCUCUGCUUCUGACCUCUCGCCUGGGAGGAAAAGUUUAAUGUGUGAUGGGUCAAAAUUCAUUGAAAGCUGUUGUCUGCAACUUAUGACAAAGUCCUCAUUACCACUGAUCGGUAUUUAAUGUGGUCCAAGACGUCUCUCUGAGAUGCUACCCUCAGAACCACUCAGCGAGGUGCCCUUCUCCAAUCAAGAACAAACAGCUCUUGGUAGUGACUGCUGGAAAGCUAUGGAAACCAACUGUACUCCAUUCGCUUCAGUGGACUACAAUUGUGUACCUGUGCAACGUAUGUUUUACAGAUGGAAAGGAGAGGCUACACCUGAGCUAGGUAUCUCCUAUGUAACCAAAGGUUUGAGUAGGGAAGGAAUUAAGGCAAUCACCGGUACAGUCUCAUAGAAGACACACUGGAAACAAUUUCAUAGGGUUGUAAUGGGUGCCUGGUAUGUUGCAAAUGGAAUGCCAAAGUUCCAGAGUUUAAAUGAAAGUAGGAUGAAGCUAUAUAGAGGUUUAUUAAUAUUUAUCUUUAAGCUCAGGCAAGUGCCUUGCACACGGCUAGUACUCGUAACCGUCUGUGGAUGCUGUGGGAUACGUGAUGAUGCAAGGCUAAACUUGCAAUACCUCGCCAUGUCCCCCAAGUGACCUUCUCUUCUAAGUGAGCCCAAUAAUUGCUGCAACAGAUGGAAGUUGGGUGUUGAAUUCUGCAGGAGGGUGCAUGCACAGCCAAGGGUCUGGUUGACAAGUGUGCCUUGAGGUCCGCUAGGACAGGUAAACUAGAUCUGCAGUGAAUUGAGGAGAGCACCUCCCCACUGGGCAGAGUUAAUCCACUGGUAUGAUGAGCUGGUUGGUGUUUCGAUUGUAUUGUCACCAUACACAAUACAAUCUUAUUACAAAGAUAAAUAAUCCCCACCUUGGGGGCAGGUUGUGCUCUGAAAGUCCCUUUGCAAAUCUGCUGGGUAGCACUCUUGAAAUAUUUUCCCACGGAAGCUGUUCUCACUGGUGGCGAAAUUGCUAUUUAAUUAAUAAUGCUAAACUAUGAUAUUUAUAGAAAAAACUAAAAUCUAUAAGAUUAUGUUAAUGGAAAAAUAUACUCUAUUUGCUCACUUGGGCUACCUGGUACUCACCUGCCCUCCAGGUGUACUCCAGGCCCAUGGAGGGUGGGCGUCUGACAGUAACUGCUGCACCAAGGUCUUCUAACAGGUGACCCUGUGAAUUAUAACUCAGGCCUACAUAUGAUUGAGAAAAAGUCAUGUUCACCCUCUCACCCCGAGUGGCCCUAAAUACCUUGGGCACUCAGGCCCCUCACUCAUACACCCCUUUGACCAGAGAAAGCAGCACCCUCUGAUUCUCUGUCCCCUUGUCACAUGGUGAGCUUGUCAUGGAGCAUCUGGCUGUCCCCUUCACAUCACAGGAUGACUAGUUGUCCCCCCACGUAUACUGCUGCCACCAGGACGAGUUGCCCUUCCUGGCUCCAACUUUCAGUGCCCCUAAAAUAGAUGACUUGGGGGAGACAUGGAGGCUGACAGCUGACACUGGUGUCAGAUAUGAUCUAGGAGAGCAGAUCACCGGGGUCAGGGACCGCACCAGUAACAUGGUCGCCAUGGCAACUGGCUGCUGGUUUGAAUUAAGACAGCAGUCAGUUGUCAUUGCUGUGACAAGGCCUCUGUCUCCAGGUGCAGUGCCCUGCUGUCCCCUAAUCAAAUGGACUUGCUCUACCUCCGGGCAUGAAACCCCCAGAAACGCCCUUCUCAGUCGCUUCCACAGCCUAGGACCCAGGAGACUCAAACCCUGAAUGAGACUUACCUUUUCCCCACCCAGACCUCUUCUGGCAACCUUCAUGGGGUGCCUACAACAGUGCCAGGUGCAUGACAGGCCCUCAAGUUUGUGCUGAAUAAAUGGGUGCAUGAAAGGAUCCCAAGGCAAUUAUUGGAGUCCACUCCCUCUCCCACUUCAUUCUCAUCUUUGUCCCCCAUGUUUUAUUCUCCUCUGGUUCCCUCCUCUCCUGGCACCACCCUGGCUCCAUCCCUUUAUUUCAGUCCAUUUUUACUCCUUCUUCCCAGCCUCUGUCCCAGAACUGCCACUGGCAAUGGGGGGCCUCAUGACUGGAGCCUGCUUGGGAGGUUUAAGCCAAUGGAUGGCAGAAAGAAUUGUAAAGAAGCAGCUUCCUAAACCAGCAGAGGCUUGGGGAGGAGGCGCCAGGCCCGGGAUUCUGAACAGCUUCAGCCAAACUUGGCCACCACAGUCUUUUCCCCACUGCUCAAUGGAUUUGCUUUUUUAUUUCCUGGGGGGAGGGAGAGGGGAAGCUGUAGAGAAAGGGCAGUCACCUUGUUUCAAGAAGAAUAUAAAUGGUCCAAGUUGUAUAGUAUUUGUCAGUAUUUUUUUUCUGGAAAAUUCAAACACACCGAAAGAAAAACUUAUUUAAAUAAAAUACUUUGAAAAUAAAAAGCCA